Molecule: messenger RNA, 837 nt
Organism: Papaver somniferum (opium poppy)
Lineage: Eukaryota; Viridiplantae; Streptophyta; Magnoliopsida; Ranunculales; Papaveraceae
Product: putative F-box protein At1g50870
Exons: 1
Coding region: 1-837 (278 amino acids)
Molecular function (GO): protein binding
Source: RefSeq, a predicted model, not a curated record
AUGAAUAACAAUGAUUCUGAAUCUCUUCCACAUGACCUCAUUAUGUAUGAUAUACUCACUAGAGUUCCUAUUGAAUCUGUGGUCCGGUUCACUUGUGUAUGCAAAUUAUGGUCAAAGACCCUCUUAAACGACAAGAGAUUUGCUCUUCUUCAUCAAAAGAACUCUCCUUAUUCAUCACCACCAGGUAUCAUUGAUUCCAAGCUCGAUAAAAAUACUUGUAAAUAUUAUAUAUCAUUAUUUGACGUUGAUAAGAAUAAAAGAAAGAUUAUUAGGUUUAGACCAGCAACUAAUUAUUAUCGGCUUUGUUAUAUGGAAAUUAAACAACAUUUUAAUGGCUUACUGCUGAUUCAUCGUCGUAAAUAUUAUCAUGAUUACAUUGUUUACAACCCGAUUACGAGUCGUUCUGUUGUCCUUCCGUUACCGGUUGGGGGAGGAUUAUCGGAUUGUGAACUUCGUUUGGCUUAUGACCCUGUCGGGGAGAAAUAUAAAGCCGUGUGUUUUGGUGGGCAUGCUCAUGAGAAUUUCUGCAAGAUCUUAACACUUGGGGAAUUUGGAAGGCAUUCUUGGACAAAUCUAGUGAAGCCUGGUUUCCGUUUCGAUAAACCUUACUACUAUGUGGUUUUCUCUAAUGGUGUUUUAUAUUGGCUUAGAGGUUGUACUGAAGAAUCCAUGACUGUUAAGAAAGCAAUAUGUAGUGCUGAUGUUAGUACAGAAACUUUGUAUGCUACUGAUCUCCCGAACGACGCAUCAUUCAGUGUGCUGUCUGUAGACGGUAAUCUAGUGAAGAUGGGAGGAUCCUCAUACAUUAUGAAUUGUACCGCCAGUACGAACAACUAA